AUGCCGCCCAAGAAGAAAAAGGAUGCCGAGGACAAUGAUCCCAUGAUGAAGGCCGCCCGCUUUGGUCGGGUCAAGAAUACCUUGACCAUGGGAUUUGUCGGUCUCCCCAAUGUUGGAAAAUCCUCCUUGACCAAUCUCUUGGCUGGAGCUAGCCAUGCCGAAGCCGCCAAUUAUCCUUUCUGUACCAUUGAUCCCAAUGUGGUCCAGGCCAUUGUACCCGACAAGAAUUUCAAAUAUUUGGCAGAAACCUUCAAGCCACCAUCCGUCGUUCCCGCUGUGUUGAAAAUCACCGAUAUUGCUGGAUUGAUCAAAGGAGCCAGCGAAGGGGCUGGGCUUGGAAAUGCCUUUUUGAGUCAUAUUGCCGCUGUGGAUGGUAUCUAUCAGCUCAUUCGAGCGUUUGAUAGUGACGAAGUCAUUCAUGUCGAUGACAGUGUCGACCCAAUUCGUGAUUUGGAAACCAUUCAAGGAGAGUUGUGUGCCAAAGACAAAGAUGCUCUUGGGAAAAUUGAAGACAAGGAAAGGGAACGAGUCCGCAAAGAAAAGGGCUUGUCCAGAAGUGCCGUGCCGCCAUUGAGUGAUACAUUUGUCGACGCAUUCUCCAAAUGCACCAAACUCAUCGAUUCCAAUACACCCGUGCAGACGGGAGAGUUUACGUCCGCCGAAGUGGAUUUGAUUCGAGAUUGGGGGCUCAUCACCACCAAACCACAAAUCUACGUGGUCAACUUGUCGCGCAAAAACUUUAUUCGAAAGGGAUCCAAAUGGUUGCCCAAGAUUAAUCAAUGGAUCAAAGAACACGGUGGUGGUCAAAUCAUUCCUGUCUCGGUCGAGUUCGAAGACGAACUCUUUAACGUCAAGGAUGAUCCCGAGGCUCAAAAAGCCGUGUUGGCACAAGCCAAGGAAGACGCCUUGGCAGCAGGGCUCAAGGGACCUCAAGCAGAAGUAAGAUCCAUGGUCCCAAGAUUGAUCAGGGCUGGACGUCAAGCGCUCUGCCUGCAAUCCUUUUACACUGCCGGUCCCAAGGAAGUCCGAGCUUGGACCAUCAUGAAGGGCACCCUUGCUCCCCAGGCUGCGGGAACUAUUCACACGGACUUUGAACGUGGUUUCAUCAAAGCCGAAAUAGCAUCCUUUGAUGAUUUCAAAGCAUUACAUGCCGGACAAGCUAGUAUGGCCAAGGUUAAGGAAAAUGGAAAGUAUAGACAGGAAGGCAAGACGUAUGUCAUGCAAGAAGGAGACAUUUGCGUAUUCAUGCACAACACGACAACCGGCAAGAAGAAAUAA
This is a messenger RNA of Seminavis robusta, 1278 nucleotides long. The record is from the annotation of a GenBank genome assembly. Lineage: Eukaryota; Bacillariophyta; Bacillariophyceae; Naviculales; Naviculaceae.